GGGGUUCGAGUUAUGGAAAUUUGACAGUGCAGAUGUUGAAAUACAAAGUGUUGUUCAAUUUCUUUUGGCUACAGGCACAAAACCUGAAAUUUCUUAUCAAAUAACAGAAGUAUUAAGUUUAAAUUUAAUAUCAAGAUGAUUGUGGCAUGAAUAAUUUUUUGAGAAGUGUCUAUGGCCGAUCAACCUAACAGCCACUACGGGGGGUCAAACAAAAGUAUAGAUAAGUCUGUGAAGGGGAAUCGUUCCCCAAUAAGAACCAGAUCAAGAUCCAGGAUUCUGGCUCAACAGGAUUUAUAUAAACUUUCAAAUCCUGCUUCACCUGAAGUAAUAGACGAAACAUCAGCUGGAAGUUCUUCUGGGAGUUUGAAACGAUCUCAUUCUAAGAGAGAAGUAACUCCAUCACCUUCAAUAAAAAGAACAAGAAUAAAGUUACAAAAGAAUCAAAGUAACAAAAAAAACAGUUCCUUUCAUAAUAAUAUAGAAACUGAUACAUCUGCUCCAGAUAUCAGUAAUUCAGAGCCUGUCAGUAUUAAUUCAGGAAUUGAAAGUAAUAAUAAAGGACAGCUUUCAAAUAAUAUAAGAAAUAGUAAGAAAAGAGAAUCAUCAAGUGAAAUUGAAUCUCAUAUAUCAAAUUGUGAUAAACAAGGACAAAUUAUAAAAUUAGCCAGUGGAGGAGUUUUAGAUAAUUCUUUGAUUGGAAAAGAAGGUGGUAUUAUUACUGAUUCCAGCAGUCCUCUUAAAAAUUUGACAACUUCGAAGUCUUCAUUAAGUCAAAAUUUAGAUUGGAGUAGUGGAAGUAGAACUAAAAGAAGUAAGAUUCAAUUAGAUCAACAGUUCAAUUUUUCAAGCAAUAAAUUUAAUACCAACACAAACAAAUCAAAUUUUGAUAAUUCAUCUGUAGUUGAAAAAAGCAGUUCCAUUCAAGGAAGAUCAAGCAGAAACAAGACAAAGACCACGGGGUCGUGUGCCAGUAGUCGUAGUCGGCGUUCCUCCCGAGUGACAAAGCUUCCAGCUCCAGGUUCUAGUGGGAUAGCUGGAGGAACUAGCCGACAACCAGUUGCUACUAGAAGUGGGAGUGGAAUGUCUGGAGUAGAUACAGGUCAAGAAGGAACAUCAUCAACUUUCAGAGAAAAUAAUAGCUCCCAUGAUGGAAAUUCUAGUAGUACUCAAAUUGGUAGUAGUAUGAAUGCUUCUUCCAACAUGGCAGCAAUAGCAGACAGUGAAUCUGAUGAUAAUGAAAUGGGAAGAUUACAAGCAUUACUGGAAGCAAGAGGUCUUCCGCCACAUUUGUUUGGAGCUUUGGGUCCAAGAGUGCAACAUCUGUUACAUAGAUCUAUUGGAAAUAGUGCAAGUAGCAGAGCUCAUCAGUUGCUUCAAGGUUUGCAAGCAUUAGGGGAUGAAGGACAACAAUUACAAGCAGUAAUGGAAAUGUGCCAGUUAUUAGUUAUGGGCAAUGAAGAUACUUUAGCUGGUUUUCCUGUGAAACAAGUUGUUCCUGUUUUGAUAAAUCUCUUGUCAAUGGAACAUAAUUUUGAUAUGAUGAAUCAUGCAUGUCGUGCUUUAACAUACAUGAUGGAAGCUUUACCAAGAUCUUCAGCAGUUGUUGUUGAAGCAAUACCAGUCUUCCUUGAAAAGCUUCAAGUUAUUCAAUGUAUGGAUGUCGCUGAACAAUCACUUACAGCUUUGGAGAUGUUAUCAAGAAGACAUAGCAAAGCCAUUUUACAUGCCAGAGGUGUUGCUGCAUGUUUAAUGUAUCUUGAUUUUUUCUCCAUAAAUGCACAACGAGCAGCAUUGGCUGUUACUGCAAAUUGUUGUCAAAAUCUUACACCAGAAGAAUUUGUUCUUGUUCAAGAAUCUUUUCAGUUACUUAGUGCUCGCUUGACUCAUCAAGAUAAAAAAUCAGUUGAAAGUGUAUGCUUAGCAUUUUCACGUCUUGUGGAUUGUUUCCAAUAUGAUCCAAAGAUUUUAAUGGAAAUAGCAAGUCAUGGUUUAUUAACAAAUAUACAGCAAUUGUUGGUAGUUACUCCACCGUUGAUAAGUUCUGGAACCUUUGUCACAGUAAUUAGAAUGUUGGCUGUAAUGUGUGGUUCAUGUCCUGAAUUAGCUGUAAUGCUAUUGAAACAAAAUAUAGCAGAAACUUUAAGAUAUUUAUUAAUGGGAAGUUCUGGACCUUCAUCAGAUGAUAUUGAGCUUACUCCAAGAAGUCCACAAGAAUUAUUUGAAAUUACUUCUCUUAUUGGUGAAUUGAUGCCUCGCCUUCCAUCUGAUGGUGUAUUUAGUGUUGAUUCACUUUUAAUGAAACCCAGCAAUAAUCAUCUAGAUGCGGUUAUGUGGCAAUGGAGAGAUGACAGAGGUCUUUGGCAUCCAUAUACAAGUAUUGACAACAAAAUUAUUGAAGCUGCUCAUCAAACUGGAGAAGAUGAAAUCAGCUUAUCAACUAUGGGGCGAACAUACACUAUUGACUUCAAUUCCAUGCAACAAAUCAACGAAGAUACGGGUACUACUCGACCUGUUCAGCGUCGAGUGAAUAAUUGCUCAAGUACAUCAUCAGGUUCUUCUCUCAGUGUUGCUGCUACUGAUUCCCGUGUGGAUUGUUUACAAGGAAAUACUAAUUUAGCUGCUUCUUGUAUUAAAUCAUUAUUUGCAGUGUUGUAUGAAGUUUAUAGCAGUUCAGCUGGUCCAGCAGUAAGGCACAAAUGUCUUAGAGCAUUACUUAGAAUGGUAUAUUAUGCUCCUCCAGAAUUAUUAAAAAAUGUUCUGAAAAAUCAUGCUGUUUCAAGUCAUGUAGCAGCAAUGCUUUCAUCUCAAGAUUUGCGUGUUGUAGUGGCAGCACUACAAAUGGCUGACAUUUUGAUGCAAAAACUUCCAGAUAUUUUUGGUAUUUAUUUUCGAAGAGAAGGAGUAAUGCAUCAAAUAAAAUGGUUAGCAAGACUUGAUUCAACAGACACAUCAUUAAAAGAAGUUAGUGUGGUUGACAAUUCUCCUCCAAGUUUUUCUUCACUGCCAACUCUUCUUUCAACCAACAUUUCUCCAUGUGAUAGUAAACGCUCCUUGAAUACAAAUUCUUUGCUUCUUUCUAAUAGUGACUUAGUUAGUGAUAAUUCAAUUCAUUUUGCGGGAACAGCAUUGUGGGGAUCAUCUACUUCUGUUACUUCUGCUUCUGGGAACAACAUUGUUGGAAAUACAACUGCAGCAUCAUCAUCUGGUGAUGAUGAUCACAGCUCAAUAGUAGGACAAAUGAGAUUAAGUGAUGUUUUAAAACGAAAAAGAACGCCCAAAAGAGGUAAUGCAACUAGCCGAAAAGUAAGAACUGAAGAAGGUGGGAGAGAUUCGUUUGGUUGUACAAUAGGCAUAAGAGGAUCUGCCAGGGGUUUAUUGGAUAAUCAUAUUAACCCAGUUUUGGGAACUUCUGUGUUGGCACUCUCAGCUUCUUCUCCAAGUACCUGCCACACUAUUGGAACUACAAGUCCAGUUUUAAAUUCUGUCCCAAGCAGUUGUUCAGUUCCAAAUAAUUCCAGUCGUGGGAAAUUCAGUACAACUGCAGCUAAAACUACAUCAUUACUUGCAAAUUUAAAUCCUGCACGUUGGGGAAGAUGGGGUAGUAAUUCUCCUGUAUCUGGAAGAUCUCCUUCACAAGAUUCGACAAUACUUCAGAAAACUCCAAGUUGUAGUAGUUCAUCUGGCAAUAAAGAAAAAAUUAGGAAUUGGAUUAGAGAACAGGCUCAAAAAUUUGAAGAUAAUUAUUUCAAUAUUGAACAUCAAGGAAAUGCCCAUCCUGCUAUGAAUGUACUUAAUAGAUUAACUACAGCACUUGGCCAGCUAGAAACUAUGACUGAUGGUGGAUUGAAAGCAUUAGAAGAAAUCAGAGCUGUAGUGGUUGAAAGUGACAUAUCAUCAUUUGAAGUUAUACACAGUGGACUAGUGAAGAAAUUGUUACAUUUUUUGACUACAGCUAAUGGCAGUGGAUUUGGUAGCAGUGUAAAAGAUGAUAGACUUAGGAUUUUUCUGCAUGUAUUUAUGGGAAGUCCAUUAUUUAAAUUAUCCACUUGUGAACCAGAACAUUUAGAUACGACUCCUCUGUCAAUGCUAGUGGCUAAAUUAAAUGCAUGUAUCAGUCAGUUGGAACAGUUUGCUGUUAAGGUUCAUGAUCUUCCAGGUGCAGGCACUGGCAGUACUCGAGGAACUAGUGCUCUAAAAUUUUUUAAUACACAUCAGUUGAAGUGUAAUUUACAACGUCAUCCAGCUUGUACUAAUCUUCGCCAAUGGAGAGGUGGUCCUGUUAAAAUUGAUCCCUUGGCUCUGGUACAAGCUAUAGAAAGAUAUCUAGUAAUUAGAGGAUACAGUCGCAUUAGGGAUGAUGACGAUGAAGGUAGUGAUGAUGAUAAUUCUGAUGAAGAUAUAGAUGACACAAUGGCUGCAAUGAUGAUAAAUCAAGGACAAGGACGUCACAAAUUGCAGUUUUUAAUUGGAGAAAAUAUUCUUCCCUAUAACAUGACUGUUUAUCAAGCUAUAAGACAGUAUAGUUGUCCUGAAGGCCAGAGUUCAGAUGGUCAGGAAACAGAUACAGAUUCUGAAAAUCCUAUGGGUUACACCAAUAUAUGGGUUCAGACACACACAAUAUGGUAUCGCCCUGUUCCUGUCGAUGAAUCAGAUUCCGGACAAAAUAGAAGUGGUGCCUUUUCACGCACUCAGACUCCUAACUCUGGUUAUUCUAGUCGUCGAAAUAAAGGAUCAAGUGGUGGAAGAACUUCACCAAAAAAGAAGGGAGAUGAAUUAUGGAAUGAAGGAAUAGUACCUGAAGUCGUAUCCCCACUUUCUCAGUUUCUUAGUCCAAAUUUACCUGAAAAUGUCACAAUUCAAGAUCCAUCUUUAGAAGUAAUCACAUUGUUGAGAGUUAUUUAUGCACUCAGUCAACAUUGGGGCAUGCUUUAUGAGAUGAGUUCUUGGGGUCCAGCAGUUGUGCAGUCAGAAUUUUUAAAUAAUAAACUUACUGCAAAAGCUAAUCGUCAACUUCAGGAUCCAUUGGCUAUAAUGACAGGAAAUGUUCCUCCAUGGUUAUCUCAAAUAGCUACUGCAUGUCCUUUCUUAUUUCCCUUUGAAACAAGACAUUUGUUAUUUUAUGUCACAUCAUUUGACAGAGAUCGGGCUUUACAACGCCUCUUAGAUAUGACACCUGAAUUGAGUAGUAGUGAUAGCAGUGAGAGAGUUACUCCCAGAUUAGAUCGCAGAAAGAGAACUGUUUCCAGAGAUGAUUUACUAAAACAAGCAGAAGUAGUCAUGCAAGAUUUAGGAAGUUCACGUGCACUUCUUGAAAUACAGUAUGAAAGCGAGGUUGGAACAGGAUUGGGACCAACACUUGAAUUCUAUGCACUUGUAUCUAAGGAAUUACAACGUGGAGAUUUGGAUAUGUGGCGUGGAGAGCGUGUUACUGUUGAUAAUACUAAAGCAAAACCUCAGUUAUCCGAGCCCCGAUUAACCGAUGUUCUGCAUUAUCCAAGGCUAUCCUAUUACAUUCACUCCCUUUGCGGUCUGUUUCCGCUUCCCCUGGGUCGCAGUGCCAAAGUUGGUCAUGUAACAAAAGUUAAAAGUAAAUUUAAAUUAUUGGGAAAAUUUAUUGCUAAAGCUUUAAUGGAUUCCAGAAUGUUGGAUAUACCAUUAAGCUUUGCCUUCUACAAGUGGGUAUUAGGGCAAGAAUUAAGUCUUUCAUCAGCUGAUCUGUGCCAUAUAGAUCCAGCAAUUUCUCGUACAUUUCAUCAACUUGAACAAGUUGCUCUUCAGAAACGAAGAAUGGAACAAGAUAAUUCCCACACACCUUCCAGUUUGAAAACUGCCUUAGAAUCAUUAACAUUAGAUGGUUGUCCCAUAGAAGAUUUAAAUUUGGAUUUUACACUGCCAGGUUAUUCUCAUAUUGAACUGAGAAAAGGAGGAAAGGAUAUGGCAGUUACAAUUCAUAAUUUAGAAGAAUAUCUGAAACUGGUUUGUCAUUGGACAUUAAUAGAGGGAGUAAGAAGGCAAAUGGAAGCAUUUAGAGAAGGAUUUGAAUCAGUCUUCCCUUUAACACAUUUGCAGAUAUUUUAUCCAGAAGAGCUUGAAUACUUAUUUUGUGGUAAUGGCCACAGUCAGUGGGAUAUGAAAAAUCUGAUGGAAUGCUGUCGACCGGAUCAUGGUUACAAUCAUGACAGUCGUGCCAUUAAAUUUUUAUUUGAAAUUCUUAGUAACUACAAUAAGAUGGAACAACGGCAUUUUUUACAAUUUGUAACGGGUUCUCCAAGACUACCCGUUGGAGGGUUAAAAAGUCUCUCCCCUCCUCUGACUAUUGUGCGCAAAACUCUGGACUGUAAUGAAAGCCCAGAUGAAUAUCUACCUUCUGUGAUGACAUGUGUUAACUAUUUGAAACUCCCAGAUUAUUCUAGUGUUGAUAUUAUGCAGAAUAAACUAAAAGUAGCUGUCAAUGAAGGACAGCAUUCUUUCCAUUUAUCUUGAAGUGCCAGCUUUUGUGUAAUAAAUAAAAUUCUCCAACUCAUGGAGAGAGAGACAUGUAUAAUAAUUAAAUAAUUUCCAGACAAUGUUUUGACAAAUUCAUUUAUACAAUUGGAAUUCAAGAGAAGACAUCACCGUCCUACCUACCUCAAACCCAGAAGGGAUAACUUAGUGCCGUUUACCACUUUAUUGGAAUCCCCGACUGGUCAGACGGAAACUGGUUUAUAUUCCUCAAAUACGAAUGAUAAUAGCCAGUUAACAAGACAAGCAUUUCAGUGCAUUUGUUGGAGGAAUUGUAUCUUGACUAUGAUGUAACAUUUAGUAAAUUUACAUUAUCCAUAUUUCACAAAAAGGAAGCAAAGUUUAGAAGCUGGCAUUAUUUGAUAAGAGCCACGUGUUGCAUAUUUGAUGAACUUUGACUACCUUUUGUGUUUUAUUGUAAAUAGUUAUUCCUCCAACAUAUGGCCUUGGAUUCUGGUGCCUGGAGUAUGACUGCAUUACAAUCAGAUUUUGGUUCACUAGAAUGGAUAAAUGUUUUAGAUAAAUUGUGGCCUAAACAUGUACAGUAUGGAUGUAAACACACACUCCACCCAUGUAAUAACAAAAUCUUCUGUACAAGUUUUGGAAAUAAAGGCAGAUGUGCUUAUA
Centruroides sculpturatus (bark scorpion) is the source of this 7128-nucleotide messenger RNA. RefSeq names its product E3 ubiquitin-protein ligase TRIP12-like (gene ctrip). Gene Ontology annotation, cellular component: nuclear speck. Bases 172 to 6483 code for a protein of 2103 amino acids. The transcript is spliced from 40 exons. The record is from RefSeq and is a predicted model, not a curated record. Gene Ontology annotation, biological process: DNA damage response; proteasome-mediated ubiquitin-dependent protein catabolic process; protein polyubiquitination. Lineage: Eukaryota; Metazoa; Arthropoda; Arachnida; Scorpiones; Buthidae. Gene Ontology annotation, molecular function: ubiquitin protein ligase activity; zinc ion binding.